Dermatophagoides farinae (American house dust mite) is the source of this 1861-nucleotide messenger RNA. RefSeq lists its product as uncharacterized. Gene Ontology annotation, molecular function: protein binding. The record is from RefSeq and is a predicted model, not a curated record. NCBI's taxonomy places the organism in Eukaryota, Metazoa, Arthropoda, Arachnida, Sarcoptiformes, Pyroglyphidae.
UGAUUUGAAUCUGUUUCUGUUUCAUUUUUGGUUUCACUAAUAAUAAAUAAUGCCAUCACGAUUGGAUAAUAAUGGUACGGAUGUUGUACCAUUAAUGCCAUCAUUACAACGAUUACAACGUGAAUUAGCUGAUUCAAUAAUACGUCAAGCACCAUUGGAUGAGAUACGAAUAUUGUUGGCCUGUGGAGCUAAAGUAAAUGAACCAGUUACACAAGGUUUACGCCCGCUCCAUUACGCCACCUAUCAACGAUAUGAGAAAGCUGUAAAUCUUUUAUUGGUUCGUGGUUGUGAUGUUGAUGCUAUGGAUGAUGUUGGUUAUACUGCAUUACAUUUAUCAGCUGAACGUGGUUAUAAUGAAUUAAUGAAUCUAUUGAUUGAACAUGGUGCACGUGUUAAAUUCACUGAACUACGUCCUGAUGAUAAGGCUUUGGGCAAUCCACCACGUGCAACAGUUGCUGAUGAACCAUUACGUUUAGCAAUUAAAAAUGGCCAUCUAGAAUGUGCUGAAAUAUUGCUCAAAAAUGGUGCUGAUCCAAAUGCAAGAUAUUUUCUUGGAUCAGAAAUCAAUCUAAUUUCACCAUUAAAUGUAAUGUGUUUGGAAAUGUUACUUAAAUAUGGUGCCAUACCAGAUUCACGUGAUCGUUCCGGUUUAACACCAUUGAUGAAAGCAUGUCGUCAUCCACAAGGUUAUGCUGCAGCCAAAAUUCUUAUCUAUCAUGGUGCAGAUGUUAAUGCUAUUACAUCAGAACGACAUGAUUAUCGAAGUGUAUUACAUUAUGCCGUAUUGAGUAAUAAUAUUGAUAUUGUACGUUUAUUAUUACAUCAUGGUGCCAAUGCACGUUAUAUAUUUCCAACGGCUACGGCACAAAAACCAACACCAUUGGAUUUUGCAUUGCUUAGUGGUAAUGUUGAAAUGGUUAAAUUAUUAAUCGAUGCCGGUGCUGAUGUAAAUGUUGGCUCACCAAUUAUUGGACGUCCAUUACAUAUUGUACUAUCAGAAAAAGCUCCAAACAAAGCCGAAUUAAUUGAUCUAUUAUUGGAAGCUGGUGCCGAUCCGAAUGCAAUCACAAAUGAUGCACGUGGUCCAUUGUUGAAACCACCAAUUGGUGAAUAUUUCAAUGCUACUGAACGGCCACAAGCAUUUAUUGUAAGAAAAUUAUUAAAAUAUGGUGCCAAAAUUGUCAUCAAAGCUCAAGUACAUGAUCAAAUUGGCAUACUUAAAGUGGUGAAUCGUUUAGAUCUUGAACGUGAUAAAGAAGUGAUUAAUCUAGUACUAGAAGCAGCCGAUGCAUUCAAUGUUGCCGGUAUUAAACGUUGUUCAUUAUUAAAUGAACGUCUUCGUGAAAGAAUCUUGCAAUCGGCAACAAGACCACAACCAUUAUUACAUCUAUGUCGGCAAUAUAUUCGUCGUGUUUUGUAUGAAAUAUCCAUACAAGCACAAGCAAAUAUGAUACAAAAAGCACGUUCCAUUCAAUGUCCAUUGUAUGUGAAUCGUACGAUUAGUGAAAACGAUGAAUUGAAUGAAAUUGAAUCACAAAGAUUAGAUCGUAUGACAAUGGAUGAAAUUGAUGAUGCAUUUAUAAUUGGUGGUAAUGGUGAUCCAGAACGGUUGAAAUUAUUAACCAUUUUAUUACGACGUACAUCGAUAAAACCAUCACCAGCAUCACAAUUGGCCGGUACACAGGUGAUUGAACGUAUUGAAAAUCUAUUAUUACCAGACAUAUUGAAAAGAUAUCUAAAUUUUGAGAUCUCAUUCACCAGUAUACAUGAAUUGAUGGCUGCUUGUUAACAACAACCACCACCACCAUAACAACAAUAAAUGGUCAACAACAACAACAACAAAAAAAUUUUUUUUUUCACU